GACUAGCAAACAAAGUGGUCUAAUUCAAUGGGUCAACUCAAUCUGCUUGGCUUGUGCCUCAAAGAUAAGUCUCUUCAGGAUGGCCAUGGAACCCCAAAACUCUUUGCUAACUUGAGAGAGUAUAAAAUGUUGCGAAGACUAAAUAGAGAACUAGAGAUGCUCUUCUAUAGGACCAAUAAGCAGGUCUCUGCUGAGUUGAAAGACUUGGUGUUCAAAACGUUCUGGGAAAAACUACGUUCCAACAGCAAUGGGUUUUCCGAAGAGUACGACAAAUACAUAACAAAUGGAACUGUAACUGUGGAAACUUAUCAAAGCAUUAUCAUCUGGCACAUUGCCACAGAUCUCUGCUUUUACACAGAUAGUGGUAUGAACGAGCCUAAUUUAAGUCGGAAAGUGAUGAGCAAGGAUGUUUCAGAUUACAUGAUGUAUAUUCUUGCGAUGUGUCCUCUUGCAUUCUCAACAGGAAAUGCGAAAGUCGGUUUUGAAUCCACUCGCGUAAAUGUUGAAAUAUAUUUUCUUCUGAGAAAUCUCUCCGGACUGCCUAAAGACCAAGUUUGUGAAAAAAUGAUAUCAGGAUAUAAAGCUAAUGACUUUCUGAAACAAAAGUAUUUGUCGAGAGAACAAAAGUAUUUGUCGAUAGAAUCUCUGUUACCUUCAGCAAUUCAACUAGCAAAAGAGCUAAAUCAGAAGAAUGGAAAGUGGGAGAUAUUAAGUUUUGGGUAGAAAACCUAGCUUAUGUUGCAACUCUUUGUCAAGGAAAUAAUCAUGCUCAACUACUCAGAAAAGGUGGGGAAUUUCUUACGCACGUCUGGCUUUUGAUAGAACAUUUCAACCUCACAGAAAGUUUUCAAAAGUCACGAACAAGACCAC
This is a messenger RNA of Quercus robur (English oak), 870 nucleotides long. RefSeq lists its product as uncharacterized. The transcript has 2 exons. NCBI's taxonomy places the organism in Eukaryota, Viridiplantae, Streptophyta, Magnoliopsida, Fagales, Fagaceae. The record is from RefSeq and is a predicted model, not a curated record. The coding region runs from base 28 to 723 and encodes 231 amino acids.